GAACGCCCCCUCUGCGGCUCAGCGGUCCCACCACCCCUACCAAUAGCAGCUACGUAUCGUCUUGGUUUUGUUUUUGUUGAUGAAAUAUUUUUAGACUAAUGGGAUAUUCAUCGCCAUAUCCAUAAGACUCAAGGUUUCUUCUUCAAAAUUUGUGUUGAUUUUCUUUUUCUUAUUUAUAUAUAUAGAUUUAUUCUAAAGGUUGGGUUGAAAGUAUUGUUGAAUACAUUUGGAUGGCGAAUUUGUAUGUGAGGGCUGCUCCAACGACGGAUCUGAAUCGGAAUACUGAAUGGUUCACGUAUCCUGGAGUAUGGACCAUCUACAUAUUCAUUCUCUUCUUCUCAUGGCUCGUUGUGCUAUCUGUAUUUGGUUCUUCAUCCGGCAUGGCGUGGACUAUCGUCAAUAUUUCUCAUUUCCUUGUCACAUAUCACUGUUUUCACUGGAAGAAGGGAACGCCAUUUGCUGAAGACCAGGGUAUCUACAACAGAUUGACAUGGUGGGAGCAAAUGGAUAAUGGGAAGCAGCUUACUCCCAAUAGGAAGUUUCUGACAGUUGUUCCUGUGGUGCUGUACUUGAUAGCUUCCCAUACAACUGACUAUCGACACCCAAUGUUGUUCUUCAACACAUUCACAGUUUUCAUACUGGUGGUUGCCAAAUUUCCCAACAUGCACAAGGUUCGAAUUUUUGGGAUCAAUGCAGAUCAAUGAACUACAUUCAAUUCAAAACAUUUAGUUCAACUUUACUCUCAGCCAUAUAUUUGAUUGGUUUAACAAUUUUGAGUAAACAGGGAACUCCUGUACAAAUGCAACAACUGCAAAGGGUGAAAUUAUAUAUAGUAAAAAAUCAAGAGCCGAUGUUCGGUAUGCUUA
This is a messenger RNA of Solanum dulcamara, 866 nucleotides long. RefSeq lists its product as uncharacterized. The record is from RefSeq and is a predicted model, not a curated record. The transcript is spliced from 3 exons. The coding region runs from base 231 to 704 and encodes 157 amino acids. Gene Ontology annotation, biological process: negative regulation of ceramide biosynthetic process; ceramide metabolic process; intracellular sphingolipid homeostasis. Gene Ontology annotation, cellular component: endoplasmic reticulum membrane. Lineage: Eukaryota; Viridiplantae; Streptophyta; Magnoliopsida; Solanales; Solanaceae.